Messenger RNA from Lecanosticta acicola, 189 nucleotides. Lineage: Eukaryota; Fungi; Ascomycota; Dothideomycetes; Mycosphaerellales; Mycosphaerellaceae. The record is from the annotation of a GenBank genome assembly.
AUGGCACAAGAAGCAUACGCCGCCCAGCUUCGUUCCGCGGUAACUGCCUUGCGCGCUCCCGACAUCUUGCGAGGCCAAGCAGCCGAUGCUGCGGUAGCUGCAGCCGGGAGGGGGAACCAAGAUGGUGGUUCACAGCACAGCGAACGUACACCGGAGGCGUAUGCCUUGGCAUUGGUCGUGUUGCUGUAG